Messenger RNA from Lineus longissimus, 1407 nucleotides. RefSeq lists its product as uncharacterized. The coding region runs from base 1 to 1407 and encodes 468 amino acids. Gene Ontology annotation, molecular function: nucleic acid binding. Gene Ontology annotation, biological process: DNA integration. The record is from RefSeq and is a predicted model, not a curated record. The transcript has a single exon. Lineage: Eukaryota; Metazoa; Nemertea; Pilidiophora; Heteronemertea; Lineidae.
AUGCCCAUUCUUCGAGGAAUUAAGGCUGUAGACGACAAUGCUGACCAGAAGGGGUCCACAAACCGAGACAGUUGCAGGAGGCGAGACCUAGUUCUGAAGAAAAGCAGCAGCUUGUACAGACUUGAUCCUUAUCUGGAUGAAAAUGACAUCAUCAGAGUCGGUGGACGGAUCAGAAGAGCUAACGUUCCGAGGGGAGUCAAACAUCCAGUCCUGCUGCUUAAAGACAGUCACAUCACCAGGGUAAUAGUCCGGCAUUUCCACGAAAGGACCGGUCAUGGAGGUCGCAACAUGACUCUGAAUGAGAUCCGAGCCCAAGGAUAUUGGAUAACAUCUGCAAGAUCCAGCAUCACGUCCUGUCUGAGUAAAUGUGUCAUCUGUCGUAAGCUGAGAGGACCCCCCUUGGGUCAGAAGAUGGCCGAUUUACCUGAAGAUCGCAUGAAAGAAGCUCCACCAUUUACUUACGCCGCAGUCGAUUAUUUUGGCCCCUUCCUUGUUCGUCAGGGCCGGAGUGAUCCAAAGAGAUAUGGAGUCUUGUUUACCUGUCUGAGCUCGAGAGCCAUACAUAUCGAGACAGCUAACUCGCUGAGUACGGAUUCCUUCUUAAAUGCAUAUCGUAGAUUCGUGUGUCGCCGUGGCCCCGUAAGACUUUUGAGAUCGGACCAAGGAACGAAUUUUGUCGGCGCCAAAAGUGAGUUAGCUGCAGCUCUGGCAGAAAUGGAUGAAGACGGGGUGAGGAGACGCUUACUCUUAGAUGGAUGUGAUUGGAUUAAGUUCGAGAUGAACGUACCCCAUUCUUGUCAUAUGGGUGGGGUAUGGGAGAGGAUGAUCCGAUCAGCUAGAAACGCGCUGUCUGCACUACUUGUUACUCACGGAGACCGAUUGGAUGACGAAAUGCUGCGAACAUUGAUGGUUAAGGCUGAAGCCAUCGUAAACAGUCGCCCAUUGACGUGUGUAGAUACCAACUCGCCUGACACACCGGAGCCAUUAAGUCCCAGCCAGCUGCUUACAAUGAAGACAAGGGUCAUCAUGCCGCCGCCAGGCAACUUUCAACGAAACGACAUCUACUGCCGUCGCCAAUGGAGGCGGGUACAAUAUCUAGCAAACGAGUUUUGGUCUCGCUGGCGGAAGGAAUUCUUGCCAACACUACAGGAAAGGAGAAAAUGGACCAAGUCGUGGCCAAGCCUGGCCAUAGGUGACAUCGUGUUGGUUAUCGAUGACGGAGUCGCAAGGUGUAACUGGCCAAUGGGGAGAGUAUUAGAGACGUUUCCUGGGAAGGACGGACUCGUUAGGAAGGCACGCAUACAGGCUGGACAGUCAGUUUUGGAUCGCCCUGUUCACAAGUUGAUCUUGCUGCUGAAACCAGCUACGCCAUCUGUUGUUGAGGAUAAUACAGACAAUUGGGACUGA